UAUAGUGACUGUCGAGCGCGUUUGUUGAAGUGGUACGUCACAGUCAUCGGCAGUGUGUUAGUAUGCUGAUUAAAGUGAAAACGUUAACUGGCAAAGAAAUUGAAAUCGAUAUUGAACAAACUGACAAAGUUGAACGAAUCAAAGAAAGAAUUGAAGAAAAAGAAGGCAUACCACCACAACAACAACGAUUGAUUUUUUCCGGUAAACAAAUGAAUGAUGAGAAACUUGUCCAGGAAUACAAAAUGCAAGGUGGUUCAGUAAUACAUUUAGUACUUUCGUUGCGUGGAGGUUUAUGAUUUGUAUUUCUGUUCAUUAAUGGAACCAGAUGAAAUCACAUGCUUUUGUAUUAUAUUGCAAAUAUGAAGGGGACGAGGCUUUUUGAGCUCUCGUUCCAUAUCUUUUCCAUUGUUUCUGUCGUGACUUAUUCCCUUCAUAAUUAUUUUAGGUGAUAUCUGAUCUUCGCCUAUGUAUAUGUUUUAAAUUACGUUAUCAAAUACAAUCUCCCACGUUGUA
Molecule: messenger RNA, 513 nt
Organism: Schistosoma intercalatum
Lineage: Eukaryota; Metazoa; Platyhelminthes; Trematoda; Strigeidida; Schistosomatidae
Source: the annotation of a GenBank genome assembly